AUGGUUGGUUUCAUCUGUUAUUUCAAAGCCCAGUUCCUUGAAAGUUUGCAGAUUUCUGAAUGCAAGGGAUUACAAUCACUGAACAUUGAAUCUGGUUCCAGAUUCCAGACCUUGACGAUAUUGGAUUGUUUACAGUUGAAUGAAAUAUAUGUUUUCGCGUAUAACCUCAGGAAGGUGGUGUUUCAGGGACAACUUCCUUGGUUUUCUGUAAAAUAUUCUCCAAACAUGGAGACUGUUAUUCUUGAUUUCAGACAUGGUCCAGGCUACAGUCCAUUUGCAUGUGAAAACCUUCUUCUAAUGGAUUUCAAACAUGUCAAGGCUCUGACAGUCUCUGCCUGGCUUUUCAAGGUACCAAUUCCUAAGUGGCUACCAUCAGCUGGAGCCAUUUGCGCGAGAAAUGACUUUGCCUUCAACAAUUUAAAGGAGUUGUGUUGGAUUGAUAGCACAAUGGGAAAUCAAAGCAUAGCUACCUUAAUUUCUGUUCUAAGGAUAAGCCCUUUUCUGGAGCAGCUACUCAUUAAUGUAGAUCCUAGAAAUUAUUGCGGUCCAAGCGAGGGAGGAAUAUGUAGCUUCUGGAAGGAGUAUUCGAACCGAGUAGCCAACGCUACAACUUGGGAACAUCUGAAUGUGGUUAAAUUGAAAGGUGUGUUGGGUAAAGAAGAUGAAAUUUUGUUGACACAAUGUCUGGCCCAAGUAGCUUCAAAGGAGCUGAGGCUGAUACAUGUAAACUGAAAUUAAAAC
Molecule: messenger RNA, 741 nt
Organism: Hibiscus syriacus
Lineage: Eukaryota; Viridiplantae; Streptophyta; Magnoliopsida; Malvales; Malvaceae
Exons: 4
Coding region: 1-732 (243 amino acids)
Source: RefSeq, a predicted model, not a curated record